CCGACCUGUUACGCGGCCGUGCGGCGGUCUCGUUCCCGUCCCCGGCUGAACGGUCGCUGAGCGGACAUUUUAGAAUCGGGGACGAAAGGCAGGCGAGCGAAGGGACAGGCGGAAAGCGGAGACCGAGUGGCCUCAUGAAGUGAAGGGAAGCGGCCGGCAAGCGAGUGCGCCUUCGUCCUGAGCCCAUCGAGGUGGGAGCUGCCUCGGCCUUGGCCCUUACCCGGGCCCGGUCUGCCUUCUAUUUAGCCCCCCUUUCCCCCGGAUGGUGGGGCUGCUGGGUGAGCAGAGGGUGGAGAAACAAACACCCUGCAACUUUCACACCGAUCGGCUCUUGGAGCCCGCCUCCCACCGGAGCUCGAUCCAAUGGAGAUCGAGGGUGGGUGGGCGUCGCCCCACUUUGUUUCCCCCUCCCCAAAAAAACCUUCCUCUGACAAGCCCGUCACCCAUCUGUGCCUGCAAGUAUUGUGGAUCAAAACCUGACACCGACAGCGUGUAGGCAGAUGAUUCACAUGCCAGCUAAAUAAGUUGCAUACCAGCUCGGAGAAUAAUGAAAAAGUUUAUAUUGACAGGCCACGGAGCUGACCAGACUCCACCGACUGACAGAUCACCUGGAGUGCUGACAUGUAUUCUUGAGGCACUUUUAGAUUGCGCCUUACUUUGACAAUGUCUGUGCUUGUUCCGCUUGUCGUUUAAUGUGUGCGUCUCUGCUAGCGCUUCAGGUGCCAGGAACCAUGCUCGCAGCGUUUGAGAAAGAGGAUUUUCCCCACACUUUGAAAUUUUCCUAAUGCGGUAGACAAUGUUUUCUGAUUAUUGCCUGUACAAAAUCGCUUAGCGAAUUCUGUUGUGACCCCAGUUCAAAGCAAGAACCUGGUUUUUACGGCAAAAUAUGCCCGGUGCGCGAUUUGAAUGCGAUCUUCGGGACAGAAAGUAUACAUAUUCCUUCACAACUAACAAAAGUGAACCCGCAGUUGAAGAUAACAAGGUGCAGAGCUGGAUGAACACAGCUUUCUCCAGCAUCUGCAGUUCCUACUAUCUCUCACCCGCAAUUGAAGCCCUGCGCAGGAAGGUCAUGCUGUGAGAGUCCAGGUCAGUGAUGGCAAAUUUGGUCGAGGAUGAGAACAUGAAACCAGGAAAACAAAUCUGGGAUGUAGUUUCUCGGUUAAGUGAAGGGAGUGGCAGUCUGAGAGACUGUGAAGGUGUCAUGGAAGGCAGUGAGAUGCUGACAGCUACACCACCCAUGAUGCAGUUCCAGCCACAUGAUGGCAACAAAAGUGACAAGCAGCAACUAGAUGGAGUUGGAAUCACAAAUGGAGGUAGCAGACCACAAGAGUCCUUUUCCCAAGUAGCUAGCGACUUGUCAGAGUUGGAACAGAGCCUUGCAGCUUUAAAUGAAUUACAGGAUGUAGGGAAUAGAUCAAAGAAUGACACAGAUAUUGGGUUGUACCCAAGUGGCUGUGAAGAGGAUCUCUUGGGUGGCCUCGAUGAUGGCGGCUCAGUGGAUUUUCUGCCUGAUCUUGAGUUCUUCCCAUCACCGAGAGAUGAAAAACAACAGGGCAGCCCGUGGAGCCUGACUGCCUUUUGCGGAGAUGAUGAUUCGGGUUUGCUGUCACCUUUGUCCUCAGAACCUGCCCCGCUUAAGGAUAGUCUGGUGGAUUUGCAGCGAACUGAAGAAUGUGCUGCUUCUUGGCCAAUUCCAGAAAGUAGAUGUACUGAGAGAAAGGAGGAUAUCUGGGCCCCUUUGCCAGUUACAACCACUGCCCCCAUGGAGGUGAAGCAGGAGCAAGAGAGCUACAUUGAAUUAGUUACUCCUGGUGUUAUUAAACAGGAGCAAGUCAGCAGGGGUUACUGCAGAGCUGCCAGCCAGGCAGCAGGAGCUCAUAGUCUUGUCAAGGAACCCAUUUAUCUAUGCAGUACAGAAUCAGUGCCAACCAGUAGCAAUCAGAGACCCAUUUUCAGCUUUGUACCACCUUUCACAGCAGUUGCUUCACCUUGGGAAGUGUGCCAACAUCCCAAUGCAAAUUUGCCCAGCAGUCGAGUGAGGAACAUCUGCACUGGGGGCGAUGUUUUACCCACCAAGUACAAUAGUGCUGAUCUGAAAUCUGAAGGAAGCUCAUCCUCUACUGCCUCCUCGGGGCCACCUGCCAAAGUCUGUCUGGUUUGCUCAGAUGAAGCAUCUGGAUGUCAUUACGGUGUUCUUACAUGUGGCAGUUGCAAAGUUUUCUUUAAGCGAGCUGUAGAAGGACAGCAUAACUACCUCUGUGCUGGAAGGAAUGACUGCAUCAUUGAUAAGAUUCGUCGAAAGAACUGCCCAGCUUGCCGUUUUAGAAAGUGCCUCCAGGCUGGAAUGAAUCUCGACGCUCGGAAGACAAAGAAAUUGAACAAGAUGAAGGCACCACAUACUACCACUUCAGAAACUGCAGUAAAAGUAGCAUCACAGGAUUCAUCUUUAGUUUGUUCUGCAAUGCCUACCCUGACUCUUCCCAUGGUUUCGAUUCUUGAGGUGAUUGAGCCAGAUCUCUUGUACGCAGGAUAUGAUAGUUCUCUGCCUGACACACCCAAUCGACUCCUAUCAGGACUGAAUAACUUGGGUGGAUUACAGAUGAUCUCAGUUGUGAAAUGGGCAAAGUCUCUGCCAGGGUUCAGAUCUUUGCACCUGGAUGAUCAAAUGAUGUUACUGCAGUAUUCUUGGAUGUCUCUAAUGGUUUUCAGUCUUGGUUGGCGAUCUUAUCAACAUGUCAAUAGCAAUAUGCUCUUCUUUGCACCAGACCUAAUCUUCAAUGAGGAACGGAUGCAGCAGUCCUCGAUGUACAACUUAUGUAAAGGAAUGAGCAACGUUGCAUUGGAUUUCAGAAACCUUAAGGUUGCUUAUGAAGAAUAUCUAUGCAUGAAGGCAUUAUUACUUCUUGGUACAAUUCCAGUGGAUGGUUUGAAGAGCCAGGCAAUGUUUGAUGAAAUUCGAACCUCUUAUAUUAAGGAGCUAGGGAAAGCCAUAGUGAAGAAAGAGGGAAGCUCGAGUCAAAACUGGCAACGAUUUUAUCAGCUGACCAAACUUCUGGAUUCAAUGCAUGAUUUGGUUGAAGGAUUGUUGCAGUUCUGUUUUUACACUUUUGCGGAAUCAAAGACUCUGAGAGUGGAGUUCCCUGAAAUGUUGGUGGAAAUCAUUAGCAAUCAGUUACCAAAAGUCAUGGCAGGUAUGGCCAAACAGCUCCGGUUUCACCACAAGUGACUGCCUUAUAUUGGAAAAAAAUGCCUUAAAAAGUAUCCUCCAUAGCUUUUCUUUUCGCAAAGUGAUCGGGAAUUUGGAAAUGUUUGUCCUGCAAACGCUUGCCAUUCUGUCAUAUGCACUACAUAUGGUUUACAGAGAGGAUCGGGCCUGGGCUGAGGCGAAAAGGAGAUGAAGUUUUACAGCCUAAGGACUGUACAUUGAAAAACAUAGGUGGCAGAAAAUCUGCAUGUAUUUUGUUUGUAAAUUUCAUUUUUGUGUUCUGUGAUACAGAUUUGAUUUUAUGCAUGCAUUCUAAUGAGAUGUUUACAGUGUAUAUCAGAAAAGGGAAAAUUGUGCCUUUUUUAAGCUUUUUAAGUCUAAUGUAGCCAAUUUGGACAGUUUAUUGUUAAUGCAGGAGAACUGCUAACUUAGUUUUUUUUCUGUAUCAGUAUGUAUUUUUAUAUUAAGUGGAAUUUGAGCCUGAUAAAGUUUUUCUUUAUAGCCAUCAUUGAAUUCUGUUGUACAAAUGAGCCUGCUUGUUGCUCUCAUGUAAAUAUGCAGAAACUGGUCAUUUUGAAAAAGACUGAUCAACUACAGAUGAACAAACCAGUAUUUGAAUUUCUCAAAAAAAAACUGGUGUGUGAUCCGAGAGGACAAAUUUUGAAUGUCAGGAGAGUGUGGAAAAGUAUAUGCAGCCCUCUACAAGCCCAUGGACUGGGUUAGAUUGAUUAAGCAACAUAACGGUGACCACAUUUAAAGAUGCUACAAAUUUCUGCCAAUUAUUUGCCCUUGGCAUCCAUGCCACAUUUUAUUAUUUACUUUGGUUGGUUCUGAUGCUUGUUGGUUCAUCAUUGCUGUUAGAUUUGUACCCGUGCUCCAUAAUGGAGCUAGCACAGUUUCUGUAAUAAGCACCUGGACCUUAUUUAGGAAAAUCCCCUCUCGGCUUCGAUGGGGUUGAUGCAUUCCUUAAUGUAAGCAUAUUGUAAAUUUUUGACUGACAGAAGCUUAUUGUAGCAUAGGCUUAAUUCUGGUGAUAAAAGUUUAUAUUUUUUAACUGGUAAUCUAAUUACAAUCUACCUUUGUAUUCAAAUACAUUUCUAGUUGAUUUGUCGGUCAUUAUCUAUGCUUCCCGCUGGUAUGCAGUUUAUAAUAUAUUGGACAUUAUCAGCAUGGAGUGGAGAGAGAAUUGGAGUUUUGUUCAUGUUCACAGCUGUAGAGUUGAGGUGGUAAUUCAAGAUAUUCUGAUUUAUUACUACAGUUAAAUAUGUAGAGUUAAGAUAGAUCUGCUGAAAACAAGAAGGGCUGCUUUCAGAAAGAUUUCAGGAAAUGAAAAAGCAGAAACAACUUAAAUUUAUUUCAAUUCCGUAUUUGCCAACCAUUUACCUACAGCCUGGGCUGUGAAAUUUACUCCAAUCUUCAUGGAUGGUGUCAUACAAUUGAGGUGUAACUCAAAUGGAAUAAGUUAAACAUCACUUUCUGCUUUCCUUCAAAUUUUGGCACUCCACUCUGAACUACAGAUUUGGUCAAGAAUUAGUAGUAUAGAUGACAGAGGUGGGACGUUAGAAAUAUAUCUGUCUUUAAAUCCUUCUAAGAGAGCAAAGUCUUGCACCAUUUUUGUCAUUGUCACAUCUAUCACAUUUUGUUGCAAUAACUGGUUACAUAUAAACUCACAAAAACCUUUGUUGGUUUGCUUUGGGUCUUAUCAGCUAAUAACAUGUUUGUCAAGCAACAAGAAGAAGCCCUCGAUUUCAAGGUAUUUGUUUGAUGUAGUAUAACAAUAAUAAUCAGUUUGUAAAAUUAAUUGCAAAAGUGUUGGGGAGGGUGCAUUUCAGUUGCUUAGUUUCAUUAAAAAAAACCUGUAUUGAUUUUUAGCCACAUAGAUUAAUUAGGUUAAAUAAUUGCUUCUGCUGUGUAACAUAAUGUGUCCAGGAUUUUAAAUGCAGUGGCACUUUGCGGUAGUGACUCAGUAGUAGAGUAAGCAUACAUCUUUCUCCUGAUACUUAUUCAGUGUAUUUACUUUGAGGACAAUGAAUUAAAUCGCCUGCCCAAAUGGACUAAUUGCCAGAAACUAGGUAAAACAAAAUGCAUUGUUUUUAACUGCAUAUUAUUGCAAUGGUCAGAUCUCAAUCAUAGGUUUGUUGCAUCCUGAAUUUGUUUAAUUUUAGUUCAUUCAAUUGGAGUACAGACAUUCUGCUAAUUGUCAGCACAAACUAAGGGAUAACAUGAACAUUAGUAUAGUUAACCUGCUUUGAUAGGGGAUAAAUGAAAAGGAAUUAUCUUUAUAGAGGUGCGUUCUACAGUUUUUUUUUGUAAUUUGAUUCAAAGUCAAUGCAGAACAAUAGUUGCCAAGCCCUUAGUUUGGCAACUGUUACUUAUGUUGUGCUGACCAGUAGCAGACCAGUAGCAUCAUAUGAACAUGAACUGUGAAAUGUUCAUUUAAUCUCACUAAGUAUCGCUGCAGUUUUUGUUCCAAAAUACCUAAUGUAUAUUGCUAUUUAAAGUCAGCAUAUCUCAGUAAAUUGCCAGAUGCUGAUACUCCAUUUUUUGAAUAAGGUAUUGUUUUUCCUUGGAGCAUAUACUGUCUGGCUUAUUUUGCAAUGUGCUUUUACAAUGAGAGCUUGCAAUUUGCAUCAAGUAAUGUUGGAAAAAAGCUUGCUCAAUUGUUAAAACAGACUUUGCAGCCUAACUAAUUUAUUUGAGUUUCACACUUCUUUUGCGUAUACAUGCUUAUUUUCCUUUCACUGUUAUAUCCAGAAAAAAACAAUUAAUGUGGGAUUAUAGAUAACUGAAAAUUUUGGAGAGCUGAAACAACCUUGAAUCCCCUGCACAUAUAUGGGCCCCUUCAUAUACACUUGGUUGAGUCUACUCAGAAUAUUCGCCUCAAAUUGGAAGAUUUGUGUUUGGGUGGGUGUGUAUGUGUAUAAGUAUAGCAUUUCUUAUCUAUCUGAUACUUAAUUCAAUUGAAUUAUGAGAAUCAUGGCCAUAGACUGUAUUCACAAAAUUUAAAAUUUCAGGUUAGUGCUACUUUUUAGUAGUUGCUUGAUCAGUCUUAUCUAAAGCAUGAGAUUUAUCACAGGCACAAGUCUGACUUGGUACCUGCCACUGAGCUAAAGGCAAGCUCUAAAAGAAAAAUUAAUAGUCUAAUAAUUUAAAACAUGACAAUUAAUAAGCAAUCAGAUCAGAGCACUGAUGCGUGGAUGUCAAAAUCAUAAGCGCUUACUCAGAUUUUAAACUGCUUUUUAUUGAUGUAUCGUGUUGCUUUAAGUUCCAACGUGUGUAAAGGGAAGAUCUGUUUGUAUCUGUACAAAAUUUAAUAUUUCAGGGAUAAUUUCAUUAUUCCUCUAAAAAAUGAAGGAGAAUUAUCUGGAGUGAUUGCACAGUAGAAGUUUAUGGUUUAGAACUGCUAUAAUCUUUUACUGUUUAAUUGAUGAUUAAUUUGUUUGACUUGGAAAUCCUUUGCCCUUCCCAAACACCAGAACUUUUCAAUGAAUUUCAGUCUCACAGCAUAACACAAUUAUGGCUUUUGAGACGUGUAGGCAUGUGUCAUGGGAAUCCACGUCUUGGCAUUGGCAUUGUAACUUUUUCUAAAAAAAAGUUAUUAAACAUGUAAGUUGGACUGAUUUUUUUUUUGAGAUUGAGGUGUUUUCCCCCCAAAUUUGUUCUCUUUUAUAACUCCUGAUUUAUAGUCAGUGGUGUUAUUAGUGAAGGCCUGCAGAGACUUUCGUCAUGCUUUAGAAGGAACAGGCUUAAUGUUGUGGAAGUUCCAUGCUUCGCUAUAGCCAAUUGUCUUUACUGUUUCUUCACCUGUCAUAAAGCAUUACUCAUAAAUAGAAAUGAGUCUAGGUAAUUAAAUCAGUGCAGCUUGCAAUAGCAAUAGAAGUGUUUCUAAGUUCAUGAAGAUUAAGUGUUCUUGGAAUUCCUUGCCACAGAGCUGUGGAGGCAGAGUGAUGCUUGAUCGGUCCGGGUUACGGGGAAAGGCCAGAAAAGUGGACAGGAGGAAUGUCAGAUUAGCCAUGAUCCUGUUGAAUGGCAAAGCAGGCUUGAGGGGCCAAACAGCCUAAUCCCGUUCCUACUACUUAUGGUUUUGUUACAAACAGGCUGAUAUCUCUUUUUCUUUAACAUCUCUUAUAUUUUUGUUGGCAGUUUGCCAAAGGUGCUAGCAGUGGGUUCAAUAAUAAUGCCAAAAAAAGUUUUUAUUUUUAAUGUCUGCUUCUAAUUAUUUUCCCAUAAAGGAAAAUGCUGCUAAGCAAUGGCUGCAGUUUUACUUCUGUAUGAGUCAUGUGACAUAAAGUAGUGAUGAAAUUUGCUCAGUUAGUAUUUUUACUUGUGUAACGAGACAUGGGGCCUGGUUUUAAAUUCGAAUGUCCAUUGAAUCAAAGUGACUUACUAUUCUUUUUUUUAACAUAUUCAAUAUAAUUUCAACUCCAAUACCAUUACAGGAUACAGAAUUUUAAGAAAAAAAAUUCCAGUUGUUGCUUUAUCAGUAAUUGAACGGAGCUUUUUUCCAAAUAAUGCUUUUUAAAGAAGUUUAUAAAAUGGGCUGGUCCCACUAUGGGAUGGAGAAUACAUGUACUUAGCUGUUUUCUGGGUUUAGCGUAGAAAUUACUAUGUCUGCAGCUUGUAGGUAGUGACUUUCUUUGGCCCAUCUGUCAGUCAGCAACAUCAAAAACAAAUUCUAUUAUAUUGUUCAGCUGUUACAGACAAAUGUCUUUGCAAAUAUUAUUUCAUGCAUGUGUACUGUUGCCAGUCUUUGUAUUUAAACACAGUGUAUAUACGUGACCUGGAGGGCUCUUAUGAUGCAGUGGGAGCGUCCCAACCUCAGACAGGAAGCCUGGGUUCAAGUCCACAAACUCAAUCUUUGAACAGUUUGAUCAGUAAAUAUCUAUAUAGCUGGUCACAACAUCUGUUCUACAAAGCUGUAGCUGAUCUUUUGUGUAGGUUAUGUAGGUGGCCUGUUGCAUGUGGGUUUUUUGUUCCCUUUGAGAGAAAAAUCAUUCAUUUUUGCUGACUUGGCUUUUCUUUAACAAGAGGAUAUUCUAAAAUAACUGAGAAUAGGUGUCAUUUUUUAAUAUAAUAAAACAGCAUCAAUUCCAAUACAGAUUCGAAUCUGUCUCAAUCUCUCACAGGAACGGAAGCACACGUUUCAGUAGACAGGGUGCCUUAGAAAAGUGUCCAUAACUUGGGUAAUUUGUUUUGUGAAGUACAUUCAUGAAGUAUUUCCACCCAAAUUAACCAGUGAGCUGAUCUUAAGUGAUAUUUUAGAUCUUUGCCCGAUUUUUAUUUACAGGCUGUGGUAAAUCACAACUUCUGGUAGAAACCACAAAAGAUGAAUUAAAGAUGGAAGAAAAAGGCAUCAGACAUUAAAGUCAGUUGCAUUGCACAAAACUUUUUGGUGAAAUCACAAAUCAGUCUUCUGACUGCUUUUGAUUAAGAAUUAACAGGAGCGUUAUGGAAAAAUUUGAAGGAAGGAACAAUGUGAUGUUGGAUAAACAAAACCUGCUUUGUCAUUUGCUUUACACCAGACUAGUUAAAACCUGGUUACUUGUGUUUCAUUGUAUGUUGAGAUCCAUUGUCACAAUGCACAAUACCUAUAAAUUAAAGAUAUAAGGAAGUAAAUGUAAUAUAGGACAUACCCUGACAAGCGUCCUACAAAAUAUUUUCCAAAGACACUUAUCAGGUCGCAUUUCCCCCUUAACAGGGCAUUCGUAAAACUCAAGGAUUUAUUCUGGCAGGGUGAUCCAAAACAACGAAGUCCAAACAUAUGAAUUCAUACACAUCGUGUGUAAGCACCACAAAAUAUGCUUGAAAUGUAGAGAUAGAAAAAUUAUCAAACCUAAAAGAAAAUACUUAUUUCAUGAAUUUAAUGCAGCCUAUUAAUGUGAAUUUAUAAAAGGGUUGUGCUUUUAACAAAAUCUAGAUAAUUAAAUGGCUAUAUAUAUUUUAUACAUGUAUUUUUUAAAACAUCCACCUUAUUACAUCCCCUCUGAAAUAGAUCAAAUUCAUUAGAAUGUGAUAUUAAAAUAAGUUCUUCAAAAGUGACCAUUUUGAUAACCUAAUUUGUAAUUUUGAAAAUAGUUUUAAUUAAUAUUUUCCUAAAUUUAUUCUAUAAAUAUAAAAAUGAGGAUACUGACACUUUAAUCAUUACUUUAAAGGUGUGCCUUUUUCAAAAGGGCAGAAAAACUUGCAUCCACUGUAUGUAGAGAUAUACAUUAAAUAUUUUUCAGAAUUUUAUUAAUUUUGAAUGUGUAAUUUUGUAGACAUUCACUGAGAUAAUGUGUAAAGGUCAGACAAUCAAAUAUGCCCCAUUACCUCUAAAAUUUGCUCAUGUAUGUUGUACACAAUGAAUUAUUACUGACAUGUUUGUUUUAAACAUGAUAGAAGAAAUGCUGAAAUGGUAGUAAUCAUCAGAAUAGCUUUUCUUUUAAAAAAUAUAAAAUCAAUAUUUGAAUAAAUAUUUUGGAAAACUUGCUUCACCCCAUAAUCUCAACUUCUCAGUAGUACAUUGUAAAACGGUCCACCAAUAAGUGAAAAUCAACAUACAGUUUUUCUCAAAAGACCUUUUUAGUUUCCAGAGCUACUUAGUAAAACCUGAAGUCAAUUGCUUAUGUAUUUUUUUCCCAUAGUCCUGCUUCCCUCCUUUAUUCUGCUUAGAGCUGGUUGAUCUUUGUGGUACUUCUGAAAAUUUGUCUCAUUACUCAUGUUGUUACAGAUGUAAUUUGCAUUAUUGUUCAAGUGUUUAAGUCCAGUAAUUGUGAAUAGCUUUCCAAACUGCAGAUAACGGACAGA
Messenger RNA from Stegostoma tigrinum, 9991 nucleotides. RefSeq names its product progesterone receptor-like. Lineage: Eukaryota; Metazoa; Chordata; Chondrichthyes; Orectolobiformes; Stegostomatidae. Gene Ontology annotation, biological process: nuclear receptor-mediated glucocorticoid signaling pathway; regulation of DNA-templated transcription. Gene Ontology annotation, molecular function: DNA-binding transcription factor activity; zinc ion binding; steroid binding. Gene Ontology annotation, cellular component: nucleus. The transcript is spliced from 9 exons. Bases 1094 to 3226 code for a protein of 710 amino acids. The record is from RefSeq and is a predicted model, not a curated record.